CACUUCAGUGGUGGAAUGAGUUUAUUACCUUCAACCUAUGAAAUCAGCAAAUCUGGGACCAAUAUAAAGGGUGCCCUGGCCCCUGCUCAGCUCAGCAUUCCACUAGAAGCCCAUCCAGCCAUCCCUCCUGUGGGCCUGUUGCACGUCCAGCUCAGAAUGUCUCAGCAGAAUCAGUGCUGCCCCCCACCUCAGCAGUGCUACCCUGCACCCAUGCAGUGCUGCCCCCUACCCCAGCAGUGCUACCUUGCACCCCAGCAGUGCUACCCCGCACCCAUGCAGUGCUACCCUGCACCCAUGCAGUGCUGCCCCCCACCCCAGCAGUGCUACCCUGCACCCAUGCAGUGCUGCCCCCUACCCCAGCAGUGCUAUCCUGCACCCAUGCAGUGCUACACCACACCCCAGAAAAACUGAGGCUGCACAUGUGACCAGAGGCCAAACCCAGGAAAAGCAGAGAGCAAGAAAUCCAGCACCUUCCUCCAACAGCCAGAUGUCAGCCACACUCACCUGCUGCCAAGCUCCGAGAAAAGCAGCACCAGGAUGACAGCUUCCUCGAUUUCUACCGCUUAUUAAUUGGCAGCGGCAAUUUCCAUCCCAGGCAAGGAUCUGGUCCUAACCUGUCGAAUCGUCUUUGCUGACUUGUACCUACAUCACCCUGUCAGCUUUUGGAAACCUGGCUAGCCUGCCUGAAUACCCUACCCACUCACCGUUCCCCUCUGCUCCUGUUUUCCCAACAAUAAAAUGUAAUUCCUCUGGCA
Molecule: messenger RNA, 755 nt
Organism: Pipistrellus kuhlii (Kuhl's pipistrelle)
Lineage: Eukaryota; Metazoa; Chordata; Mammalia; Chiroptera; Vespertilionidae
Gene: SPRR5
Product: small proline rich protein 5
Exons: 2
Coding region: 16-411 (131 amino acids)
Source: RefSeq, a predicted model, not a curated record